Cordyceps militaris CM01 is the source of this 1386-nucleotide messenger RNA. RefSeq names its product ATP binding protein, putative. Gene Ontology annotation, cellular component: cytoplasm. NCBI's taxonomy places the organism in Eukaryota, Fungi, Ascomycota, Sordariomycetes, Hypocreales, Cordycipitaceae. The transcript is spliced from 5 exons. The record is from RefSeq and is a predicted model, not a curated record. Bases 1 to 1386 code for a protein of 461 amino acids. Gene Ontology annotation, molecular function: GTPase activity.
AUGCCUUUUGCUCAGCUCGUGCUAGGUAGCCCUGGUGCGGGGAAGAGCACCUACUGCGAUGGGAUGCAUCAAUUCAUGGGCGCAAUCGGGCGCGCAUGCUCCGUCGUGAAUCUCGAUCCAGCAAAUGAGCAUACCAACUACCCCUGCGCCCUGGACAUCCGAAGCCUCGUCAAGCUCGAAGACAUCAUGCGAGAGGACAGACUCGGCCCCAAUGGCGGCAUCUUAUAUGCUCUCGAAGAGCUGGAACACAACUACGAGUGGCUAGAAGAAGGUCUGAAAGAAUUUGACCAGGACUAUAUCAUAUUUGAUUGCCCUGGCCAAGUGGAGCUAUAUACACAUCACAAUUCUCUGCGCAACAUAUUCUUCAAGCUGCAAAAACGCAGCUUUCGGUUUGUUGCCGUUCAUUUGUCCGAUUCGAUUUGCCUCAGCCAACCGUCUCUAUACGUCUCGAAUGUUCUCCUCUCCCUCCGCGCCAUGAUCCAAAUGGAUAUGCCGCAUGUGAACGUUCUCUCGAAAAUCGACAAAGUCGCCUCUUAUGACGAGCUUCCUUUCAACCUCGAAUACUAUACCGACGUCGAUGACCUUACAUAUUUGACUCCCUAUCUGGAGGCCGAGUCUCCCGUUUUGCGAAGCGACAAGUUCGGUAAACUGCACGAGGCCAUUGCAAAUAUGAUCGAAAGCUAUGGUCUGGUGCGCUAUGAGGUGCUGGCAGUCGAGAAUAAGAAGAGCAUGACACACCUUCUUCGGGUUAUAGACAGGGCCGGCGGCUAUGUAUUUGGCAGCGCUGAGGGCGCAAACGACACCGUGUGGGCAGUGACUAUGCGGAAUGAGGCAUCAAUGAUGGAUGUUCAAGACAUCCAAGAGCGAUGGAUAGACCAGAAAGAUGAAUAUGACCGGAUGGAACAAGAGGCGGAGGCGGAGGCUCGGCGCGAGCAGGAACAACAGGCCAUGGACAUGGAUAUACAGCCGCCGCAACCAUCGGCGCCGAGCAAUCCUGAGAUGGACCCUGAUUUUGGGGACAUGUCCAUCCCAGCUGAUAGUGGCAUCAAAGUAGAUCAAGGCACGUGCCUGGCGAAUUGCUUCCUCCUCAGCUUUUCGUAUCGUACCGCUUACUCGCACAACCCGAAAGGUGCAUGGACGUCCAUCCUUGACUGGAAUGUGGUCCAUGAGAUUUCCGCCAACGGCUCCCAAUCCAUGGUCGCCGAAAAGCUGAGCGACCCCAUUGCGAAUGGCUUUCAAAAGAAGCUGGGCUGUGAGAUUUUCGAUUGUGGGUUGAUGUUGCACCACGAAAGAUGGCACGGCGGAUUUAUGUUUGCUGGCAGACUCUGGCGGGUAAAUGAUGUUUACCAGGAGAUACCUCUCCUUUAUGCGAACCAUGACGACUAG